This is a messenger RNA of Penicillium oxalicum, 2670 nucleotides long. Its product is annotated as PA and RING finger domain protein. The record is from RefSeq and is a predicted model, not a curated record. The coding region runs from base 1 to 2670 and encodes 889 amino acids. Lineage: Eukaryota; Fungi; Ascomycota; Eurotiomycetes; Eurotiales; Aspergillaceae. The transcript has 2 exons.
AUGCGAUCGCCACGUCUUCUCUUGAUUCUCUUCAGCCUGGUCUUCUUCCCGAUCUUCCUCACCAUCUUUUCCGCCCUCUCGUCGCCGACUGUCUCAACCUCACAAACGCUGUCUGGACGGACGUCUGGACUGCACGCUCUAUUUUCCUUCAACAUUCCAUCCUCGCUCUUUCCUCCCUCAGCCAUCAUCAGCCUCACCGAUGACAAUUCAACCUUCUUCCUCGCCCGCCCUGCGGCAUUCGGCCCGCUUUUGCCUAGAAAAGGCCUCAGUGGGAAACUCUGGGUUGGAAGUGGCUUUGGGGAAGGUAGUCUAAUUUCGGGGACAGAAGGAGAGCUGGGAUGCUCAGACAUUCCCGGUUGGGGGGAGAACAUUCGAGCCAAGGCCCAUGACUCUGCUGGCAAGGGCGCCAUGCAGAAGUCCGGAAAGUCUGGGAGCGGUGCCGUGGGCGAGGCCCCGAUUCUGCAAAGUCGAGCCUAUCUUGCGUCGCAGGUUGACUCGGCUCGGCAAAUGGAGCGACGUGAGACCGUGGCGUCGACCGCUGUAGAUGACGGAACCGAUGAUCAUCUACACCAAUCGCUGACGGAUCCUACUGUUUUGAAUAUCAAACAAGCUCCAACGUACGGAGAAACGCUUCCAGUGAAACAGUCCUCACAUGCCGAUAUCCAGUCAUUGCAAGAAACUGCUGAGAUUCAGGGCAAUGUCGUUCUCCUCAGUCGCGGUGGCUGCGGAUUCCUCGAAAAGGUGAUGUGGGCUCAACGCCGUGGCGCCAUUGCCGUGAUCGUUGGCGACGAUACACGAGGCGGGAACCUGGUCACGAUGUACGCCCGGGGUGACACAUCAAACGCGACCAUCCCUGCCAUCUUCACCUCCUAUACCACUGCGCAUCUCCUCUCAUCGCUCAUUCCAUCGCAUUCUGGCGCAGUGGCCGGCCUUGGCUCGAAGUCUUCACAUCCCACGUCUGCCGGUCGGACGAAUGUGGAUUCGGAAAAACCAGCCGCUCUGCCCAGUAUUUUGGCCUCAACAGCCCCUUCAUCAACUUCUCCGUCAGCCUCCAAAGAGCACUCCGCCGCUGGUGUCUCGCACCCGAAGGGCGGGGUUUUCUGCGCUUUGGGCUCAUUUUUAGGACUGUGUAGUGAAUCGGGAGGUCCACCUCGUCCAUCAGACAGUCGCCGUCCUCCCAGCAGCGGUAACAUUGACUGGCUUGUGCCUGGCGCCUUAGAGGCAAAGGAGCCAUCUUCUAGUUCUUCUCGGCAUGGGACGGAGUCCAACCGCCGCGGGAGCAGUAAAACUGAUGCCACAUUGAAGCCAAAGAAGUUCGAACUGUCUGAGGAGGAGGAUGAUAUGAGCGAUGAGGAGUUUAUUAUUGGUGUUCAGGAUUGGAGAGAUUCUGAUCUCCUUGCGCCGAAGGACGAGGGGCGCCCUCUGCCUAGCACUACGCCGCACGAUGACCCGAAUUCUCAAGACCUCCGCGCAGAUCAAGGUCCAUCUUCGCCUUCCAAUUCACUUCUUGGUGGCAGCAUCACUCCAGGAAGCGGUGAAUAUCAAAGCAUUGACAAGCUCACCGGCAACAGCCGCGUUGGCACGACACAUACUCAGAACAACCCGAGCACCUCAGCUGCUGUCUCCACCUCUUCUGGUAAAGGGUGGUUCUCAAGUCAUUUUAGUUGGGGCCAUGAUCACGAGCAGUCGGUGCAACCUUCUACGGCCUCUGCACUUAGGAAGGUCUCAGAAGGCCAGAAGAAUCCUUCGCCAUCCUGGCUUGAUUCGGAAACGCCAAUGGCCUCGGAUCAUGAAGGUCUCUGGGUUACUUUGUCUCCGACCAGUGUUUCGGCCAGCCCGUUUUUCGAUACUCUUUUAGUGCUGGUUGUCAGCCCGCUGUUGACGUUAACGAUGGUCUACGGCUUGCUCUUGCUGCGAUCUCGCAUCCGACGACGUCGAUGGCGCGCGCCAAAGUCUGUGGUUGAGCGUCUCCCUGUUCGCACAUAUCACACCAUCGCUCGAACCCCCUCGUCAUCAAGCUCGGAAUCCUUGAGACCUGCCAGCCCUGGGCCCGUAUCACCAUCAUCUCCACUACUUAGCCAUCCCAGCCGCUCAGACCGUCCACGUCUGGCCCGCUCCCGCUCACAGACAGUUGCUGGCGUGAUCACAGACUCAACAUCCUUGCCCAAAGAGGAGAAACUGGCAAGUUCACAAACUGGUUCGACGCUCUGGAGACGCAAGUAUACUGGCAGACAGGUGGAAUGUGUGGUUUGUCUCGAGGAAUAUGUUGAUGGUCAAAGCCGGGUCAUGAGUCUUCCUUGCGGUCACGAGUUCCACGCAGAGUGCAUUACACCGUGGCUGACCACUCGUCGACGCACCUGUCCGAUUUGCAAAGGUGACGUUGUUCGCUCGCUGGGCCAUUCGAGAGCAGCAGAACUUGACGAUCAGGACGAGCAGUCAGGCAACUCCCUAUCCCAAGAACGAAAUGAAGGCCCUGCCCAGUCUGCAGAGGUGCCCAUUUCCAACGGCCACGGAGAUGGUGACUCUGACGACGAGCAAAGCGUCGGCCUCAUCACAGGCCAGCCAGCUUCCACCUCGAAUUCUAGCUGGCGGAACUUUGCCUCGUUUAGUUUCUCGGCUUUGGGUGGAGAUAACAUUUGGCAUCAAGCCCGUGCAGACCGUAACAGGUAA